AUGGACUCUCCCGGAGCUGGACCUUCGGGCACUCAACACGAGGACGAUGACCGAGAGUACUUCCUUCGUCAUCGUCGAGAUUACGUCGAGCUUGAUCAAGCAGUCCAAUCAAGUACUGAAUUGUUAUCCUCACUAGCGGCAUAUCUCUCCAACUUCCAGACCGAUUUAUCUGCCGUCUCUGGUCAAAUUUCAGAGCUUCAACAGAAAAGUGCAGAUAUAGAAGGUCAACUCGAAGGUCGAAAAAUCAUUAUCCCUUCCCUCAACUCUUUACUCAUCGAUGUAAUCUUACCCCCUUGGCUCGUUUUAACUCUACGAGAUACGACUCCGAGUCAGAAUCCCGAACAAUGGUUAUUGGCCAUACCUCGAUUAGAAGAGAAGAUCAAUGCUAUAGCCACACGUACACGAGUGAAAGCUACACAAGAAAUAGAAGGUGUUCUCAAUGGUCUAAAGACUAAAGCUCUCAUACAAUUACCUACCUUCCUACUCACUCUUAUCAAACCAUUACGAUCAUCUUCCAAGGGUUUAUCAACGAAUUUAGCUGUAUUGCAAACAUCUUUGUUACUUAAAUAUCAAACGUUUUAUGCUUUUUUACAUCGACAAAGUCCCAGAUUGGCAAAACAGGUGGAGAGAGGUUAUGUCAAUGCUGCCAGAGCUUAUUAUGAGACUGGUAUGAGAAGAUAUUGUCGUGCUUUGGGACAAAUAAAAGCUAGAUCAUUAGAAGGGAUAGACGUUUUAGGAGUCGUCACUUCUGAUCCUGUCAUUACUGAAGGAGAGACCUCUUCCAGCGGAGUUAAAGAAACAUACGAGCGUUUGGUUUACGCUCAUUCAAAUAUUGAAGGAGAGGAUGGAUCCAUCGUACUAGCUUAUAUGGCGGAUGACAAAGAUUUCCUUAUGUCUACGGAAGCUUUAUUCCGUUCAUUAUCUUUGGUCUUGGUAGACAAUGCUUCUGCCGAAUUCACAUUUCUGGUCCGCUUCUUCGGUCGAUUACACAUUAGAGAAAAGACCGCCCCACUCUCUCCUUCCCGUCCAGAAUCCCCAUCUGAAAGUGGGCGAUCUACUUGGGGACGGGAUGACGAAGGUUUGAAGGAGCCAGAAAGAAUAUGGCAUGAAGUCUUCGAUCCAGCUCUUGAAUAUUGUCACUCUUUAUUUCAAUCCAUGAUCACUCCACCGCCUCCCGCUGUACCUCUCUUGAUCAUGAUACGUCUGAACGACGAGCUCUUGACGACUUGCGAAACCCGCGGAACCCUUCCUAUCCUACCAUUUCUACAAGGGCAGAAAUUGGCCAUGUGGCCGUUAUACCGACAACAGAUGGAUUCGCAUAUCACCAGUGUUCAUCGAUUGGCAGAUGAAGCUGCUGGGAAAGGAUUGGCUGCGUUUAUGGGACGAAGCGUUAAAGAUGGAACCGUACGACAAAUUGCUCUUCAUUAUGCGGCUCUAUUCUCAUGCGUCGUCACUCUGAGUGAGACAGCCGAGGAAGUGAUGUUGUUUUCUAGUAUGACACGUAUAAGAACGGAAGUGACUCGUCUAAUAGAAACACAAGCUUCUAAAAUCAAGGCAUCAUCAGAUCGACAUUCGUUCCUAUCAUCAAUCUACGAGAUCAUAAUGCGAGAAUUGGUCUCCGGACCUGGACAAGCGACCCAUCCAAAGUUGCAAGCGGAACUUUCUUUCUUUCGAACGAGAGAGGAAGAAGCUCGACGUAAGAUAACUGAGUGA
This is a messenger RNA of Tremella mesenterica DSM 1558, 1713 nucleotides long. RefSeq lists its product as uncharacterized. NCBI's taxonomy places the organism in Eukaryota, Fungi, Basidiomycota, Tremellomycetes, Tremellales, Tremellaceae. Gene Ontology annotation, molecular function: syntaxin binding. The transcript is spliced from 6 exons. Gene Ontology annotation, cellular component: GARP complex. Bases 1 to 1713 code for a protein of 570 amino acids. Gene Ontology annotation, biological process: endocytic recycling; retrograde transport, endosome to Golgi; Golgi to vacuole transport. The record is from RefSeq and is a predicted model, not a curated record.